GUUUAUGUGUUGAUCAUGCAGUGAUAGCGACAAAGCUCCCAGAAAGAUAUACUUGUAAUAAUUAAAGGGGAAGGCCGGAGUCAAUUUCAUAACUAAUGGUUCACACUUGGGUUCAGUCAAUUGCCGAGGUUUGUUCAGAACAGACGUAAUAUGGAGCCGAAAAACUACAGUGCGGAAUAUUUCGAGAGAGCUUUGGCGAGAGCAUUUAGUUGCGAAAAGCUACGCGUGGAAAACUUACACAUCGAGGCUGUGAGCCAGAAAGGCGAGAACUUUUGCAGCGUCAUCUACCGGGUUGCGUUGAAAUUUCGCCGCUCCCCCGAUGGGGCUCUUGAAUCAGGGAAUUAUGUCCUCAAGGAUCUGCUGCCCAUCGCUACAGAAAUAGGCACAAAUGAAAAGGAUAUGUUCGAGCAACUCCUACCAGCUAUGUCAGCUAUUCUUGAAAAAUUUCCAACGGAGUUGGGCGAUCACAAAAUAAGUGCCGAUUGCCUGCUGGCCGAGGCAUCAGCUGGAAAGGAGAUCUACAUAUUGGAGGACCUGUGUGCUCUAGGUUACGGAUCUUUUGAUCGCCAUCAGGGCCUCAACCUGGAAGAUGCCAAAAUUUGUGUGAGGAAGAUGGCUCAGUUUCACGGCGCUUCCAUGAUACUGUUCCAGAACGAACCAGAAUUGGUAGCAAAGCUUUCACCUUCAAAUUAUGGCAAUGACCUGUCGGAUCUUUUCGCUAAAGUAAUCGUCCUAGAUGGCACCGAAUACGCGGCAGAAGUUUUUGCCGACGAACUGCCGGAAAUAUCAAAGAAAAUGAAGGCCCAAAUACCAGUCGCAUAUACCCAAAGAAUGAAAAAUGUUGUCGACCCAAAAAAGUCGUCCUUUAAUGCGGUUGUCCAUGGUGAUCCUUGGGUAAAUAAUAUUAUGUUUGAUUCAGCCAAUAAGAAGGUAGUACUUGUGGAUUUCCAGAACUGUUUUUGGGGGAGUCCGGCCAUAGACCUUUAUUUCUUUUACUACACCAGCGUCAAACAUGAAGUAUUACUGAAUCAGCAGGAUGAGCUUCUGAAUCACUAUUAUCACAGCCUUCAAGAGACUUUAACCCAUUGUGGGUUUAAAGGAUCCCAGCCCACUUUUGAUCAAUUGAAGGAUGAAAUGCAACGUUGUUUGUUUUAUGCAUAUUAUGCCGUUUCCUGUGAGCUACCUAUUUGCUGUGCUGCACCUGAGGUCAGUGCCGAUUUCAGUGUACACACUUUUGGGGAUAAAGAAGCUAUGUUAAGAAAACGUAAGCAAUUAUUUGCCAGCGAGCGAGUUCGUCAGACAAUCAAGGCCAGUCUUCGUCAGUUUGAUCAACAGGGUAUUUUAGAAACACCUUGAUGUUGUUCUUAUUUUUUUUUGCUUUUAAAAACAACUUUCCCUUUGUUGUCUUCGUAUUAUUUGUGUUUUGUACAGAAUUGUUUU
Molecule: messenger RNA, 1440 nt
Organism: Drosophila gunungcola (fruit fly)
Lineage: Eukaryota; Metazoa; Arthropoda; Insecta; Diptera; Drosophilidae
Exons: 3
Coding region: 151-1356 (401 amino acids)
Source: RefSeq, a predicted model, not a curated record